Molecule: messenger RNA, 1336 nt
Organism: Gossypium raimondii (Peruvian cotton)
Lineage: Eukaryota; Viridiplantae; Streptophyta; Magnoliopsida; Malvales; Malvaceae
Product: F-box/kelch-repeat protein At1g15670
Exons: 1
Coding region: 17-1120 (367 amino acids)
Biological process (GO): regulation of phenylpropanoid metabolic process; negative regulation of cytokinin-activated signaling pathway
Molecular function (GO): protein binding
Source: RefSeq, a predicted model, not a curated record
UAUAGUUUGGCUUCCAAUGUUUCCAUGGCCUUUCAGAGAAAAUAAAAGAAAAAACCUUCUAGAAACUUCAAAAGAAAUGGAAAGUUUCGAGUUUUCAACUGAGUUGGUUCCGGGUUUACCCAAUGAACUCGGUCUUGAGUGCUUAACUCGGUUACCUUACACAGCUCACAGACUCGCCUCCGGAGUAUGUCACCGAUGGCGGGAUUUGUUCCAAAGCUCAGAUUUUCAUUAUCACCGCAAAAAAUUAGGGUACACCCAGAAAGUCGCUUGCUUGGUUCAAGCCUUUAGUGGUGGAACAGUGAAUGGACCUAAAAGACCGGGUGAGUUACCGAGUUAUGGAAUUUCUGUGUUUGAAUCGUUGAAUCGGGGCUGGUAUAGACUGCCCCCUGUUCCCAAGUACCCAAAUGGGUUGCCUUUGUUUUGUCAAUUGGCUAGCUGUGAAGGGAAGCUAGUGGUGAUGGGCGGGUGGAACCCAGUGAGUUACGACCCGGUUGCUGACGUUUUUAUCUAUGAUUUCACGACUCAGCAAUGGAGACAAGGGAAGGAUAUGCCGUCCACAAGGUCCUUCUUUGCAAUUGGAGCAUGUUCAGGUCGGGUCUAUAUUGCGGGCGGGCAUGACGAGAACAAGAACGCGUUGAGAACCGCGUGGGUUUAUGAUUUGAGAAAGGAUGAGUGGGAUCAGCUGGGUGAGUUGAGUAAAGAGCGAGACGAGUGUGAAGGUGUGGUGAUUGGGGAAGACGAGUUCUGGGUCGUGAGCGGGUACGGGACAGAGAGGCAGGGUCAAUUCGAUGGGAGUGCUGAUGUUUACGAGUUCAAGUCGGGUGAAUGGAGGGUGGCCGAAGGGAUUUGGGAACCGGGUCAGUGCCCGAGGUCGAGUGUUGGGAUCGGGAAAGGCGGGAAAUUGAUGAACUGGGCAGAGCUGAACACUGCCGUUCGGGUCGGAGCAAGGGGGAUUAUGCUUGGGGGACGGGUGUUGGUUACCGGGUCGGAGUAUCAAGGUGGACCGCAUGGAUUUUACAUGGUGGAAGUCAAGGAAGGGCAAAUUGGUAAAUUGGAGAAAAUCAAUGUGCCCGAUGAGUUUUCUGGGUUUGUCCAGUCAGGCUGCUUUGUGGAAAUCUGAUGCAGUAAGCAUAAGCAAUAAUAUCAGAGCGGAAAGCAAAAAUAGUAAAAAAGGAAUAUUAUUAGGUAAAUUUGUUAUGAUUUCGGUUUUGGACCUCCAAAUUUUGUGUACUUUCAAUUUUGAUGUAGAUAAAGCAGCAGUUUUUCUUCGUCUUUUUUGAAUUUGAUGGAUAAGUAUUAUGAAUACAUAUAAGAGAAAAAAGUAUUUGAAGUUUUA